UUAGUCGGUAGACAGCUGCGGCCGUUGCUGUACCGACUGAGCUGCCCCGGCUCCCUUGUCAUCAAAUACGGAUUUCCAUUUGAAAUGACAUCUGGCGGAUGAGGAUGCAAGAAGAUUAUGGCAAGAAAGUGACGUUUCUGUUUAAAUUCUGCUUUCUCGGCAUACUUCUACUGAUAUUGACACAACGAUACUGACCGAUACUGACGGUAACAUAUUUAUAAAGAUAUAUGUGGCCUAGUUCAUUGCUGUGAAGGUAACCGGGAUGCCAGUUGAUAUAAACAGACUGACAGAAGGAUGGCUCGAACUGGAAAGUGACCCAGGAUUAUUUACACUGCUGCUGGAAGAUUUUGGAGUGAAAGGUGUACAGGUGGAAGAAAUUUAUGAUCUCCAAAAGUCUCUUGAAGGUCCAGUGUAUGGGUUCAUUUUUUUGUUCCGCUGGAUUGAGGAAAGACGUUCUCGAAGGAAGAUUGUGGACCAGAGUGAAAGUUUUGUUAAGGAUGAAGAGGUUGUCAAUAAUAUAUUUUUUGCUCAACAGAUGGUUCCAAACAGCUGUGCAACACAUGCCUUGCUGUCUGUACUCCUGAACUGCCCUAAUAUUCAUCUUGGCGCUACAUUGAGCCGGCUGAAAGCUCAUACAUCUGGCAUGUGUCCUGAAAACAAGGGAUGGGCUAUAGGGAACACACCAGAGUUAGCUAAGGCCCACAACUCUCAUGCAAUGCCACAAGCAAAGCGCCGUCUUGACAAGUCGACUGGUGUGAGUACAGGUCGUUACACAGGUGAAGCAUUUCAUUUUGUCAGCUAUGUACCCAUUCGUGGCAGACUGUUUGAACUUGAUGGUUUGAAACCAUUUCCAAUGGACCAUGGACCUUGGGGUGAGAAGGAAGACUGGACAGAAAAGUUCCGUCGUGUAAUUACAGACAGGCUGGGCAUUGCGACUGGGGAGCAAUAUCAUGAUAUUCGAUUCAAUCUGAUGGCUGUUGUUCCAGAUAGAAGACUUGCACUGACCCACAAGCUGAAGAUGUUAAAAACUAAUAGACAAAUAGUGUUGGAAGCCCUACAGCAACUUGUAAAGCUAACUCACCCAGAACUGACCAAUGGCAAAGAUGAUAUGGAAAAUGGUGAUGAUAAAAAAGAAUUAGAUGAUGGUCAUUCUAGUUCCAUCAGUGAAAAUACAAAAAAAGAACCUCAGAAGAAUGGUGAAAGUGAGAAAAUUAAAUUGAAUGGAACACAUCCAUCCACUCCGGAUGCAAACAGCCCAAAGAAUUCUGCAUCCACUAACUCAGAAGGAAGAAACAAAGACUCUUCCCUCAUUGAUUCAGAUUCGUACUUGACUCCAAAUCCAGUUUUGGAAACUCACAAUUAUGCCAAAAUCCCACUUAUAGCACCAGCAGAUUCUAAUAACACUUCAUUAGCCAAGGCAACAAGUUCUGAGAACAGAAAUGUGGAGGAUCUGCAAGAAAAACCAGUGGUGGCAGUGGCUGCAGCAACAGCAGCAGCAUCGGGUGCAACGCUGUGUCCUCCCGACUACUCCACUCCUCUUACUAUACAGACAUCUCCAGCUCCUAGCAGUUCUAGUACUGAUACUUCAUCGGAAGUGGGUUCCGCAUUCAAUUCUCCAACUCAGGGUUGGGGCUGGAAUUCUGGACAGAGCAGUCCCACAUCAAGCAAAGACUUCAAGAAGUUAGUUGUCAUUCGCAUGGCAGGAGCAGGGGCUGCUGCUGCAGGUGUAACUGCAGGGACAGGCCAUGUCGAGGACAAGGUUGACUCACCCACAGGGCGCAGCUUGUCUGGUUUGAAUGCCAGCUGCAAACGUGUGUGUACAGAUGUUGUAAGUGCUACAAAGAAAGUAUGUUUGGAAGGUGGACAACGUGUAUGGGAGAAAGAGGCAGAGAGAGCUGAGGAGCAGAUGUCGAGUCCAAUUUCAGUUGACACAGGAUCUGCUGCCACAAACCAUAAGAAAGUGGACACCAAACUGUGUUCAAAAUAUCCUGAACUUUUUGAGCCCCACACAUUUGCCCCAAAGGAUUUGUUGGCCCUGCUGAAAAAUCUUGAAAAUGAGAUUAGUGUCUGUGAAGUGAAUUUGCGUGAUGAAAAUGACAAACGUAAAAAAUAUAAGAUUGAUGAUUGUCGAAGAACACACAAUUAUGACGAGUUUAUCUGCACAUUCCUGUCUAUGCUGGCACAGCAGGGCAAAUUGGCAGAUCUUGUGCAGCAGCAUCUUGUGCAGCACAAGAAACCAGGACUUCCUCUUCCCAGAGUACAGAGACCAGCAAAGAAACCUGAACCAAGACCCAGUUCUUCACGCCGUCGUCGUGGUCGCACCAAAUACAGGAAACGCAAAUAAUUUUGACUCGUCUUGGUGGUGUGAGGAUAAUUCACAUGGCGUGGAUCAUCUUAUGUUGCAUCAUCCAGGAGGAGUGUUCAUGAAUUCCCUUCUUGAUUGAUUCAUUUGCUUGUAUUUAUUCUUGCAUGUAGCUUCUCAGUUGGUCCAAACUGUGUAAAGAAAGAGUACUUUGUUCUGGGAUGUGACAGUAUGUAGUCCAUUAGUUACAUCCCAGAAAAUGGUAUUCUUCAUGGUGAGUGCUGUGAGACUCUCAAUUCCAGUUAAGGGUAUUUUCUGUAGUUUUCCUUGAGGGAGCCAGAAGUUUCAUAGUUAAUGAAAAAUGAAAGAGUUCGUUAUAUGGGCUCAUAGGUAUCAUAUUUAUUCUUCACUCAUUUCAACCUGUUAAGCAUGAUCAGAAAGUUGUGUAAGUAUAAAAUGUAUGUUGAAAUGAAAGAGAGAAUUGUGUUGACAUGAAAACAUUUCCAGCCAUUCCCAGGAAACACAGAAAGCUUCCAUGUUCUGGGUAAAAUAGGAUUGUACUUGUCUAUAAUAUUGGCUGAUGAAUGAAAAGUUAGCAUUUAAACUGAGGACAAACUUUAAUUGCUGAACCAUCUUGUGAGAUUUGAGGUUCUUGUGACCAUGUCUAUGAAGAUACUAUCUGGUGGAAUGUGAUGCUAUGUAGUUUUGUUAUUAAGUACCCAAAUUUCAGAGGAACCUUCCUCCAUCUUCAUGGGGAGAAACAGUUAAGAGAUGGGGACAAGGAUCUGGUCUAAGAGCAAGCUAGUGGGAAUUUAAUUGAAAUGUAUAGCCCUUAAAAGGGCUGGACAGGAAGAUAGGAAGGAGGGUAAAAGGUGACAUGUAAGGAAGGUGAGAGAAGUUAUUCACAUAAAAGUGAAUGGUUUAUAAUGCAUGUGGCAUUAUACACAAAAAUUAUGGACAGUGCUGUAAUUUAGCAGAGAACAUUCUUUCUUUUUUAGAAUUUAAUUGAAUUUAGAAUUGCAAAUAGAAAAAAAAAUAAUGGAAGUAUUUAUUUGUUGAAGUUGACAGUAUGAGAUUGUCAUUUACCGCAUUCAUUAAUUUCGUGCGAAUAGUGAGAUAGUCCUUAAAACUUAUGGGGAAGGGGGUUGGUUGUCUAGUUGUGGUGUGAAGGUGUACUUCAGGAAUUCUUAUGUUUUUUAUUGCUAUUGGGGUGGGACUAAGUCCCUUGUACUGAGGCCACUUCUGGCGUAUUGUACCAG
Molecule: messenger RNA, 3561 nt
Organism: Cryptotermes secundus
Lineage: Eukaryota; Metazoa; Arthropoda; Insecta; Blattodea; Kalotermitidae
Gene: calypso
Product: ubiquitin carboxyl-terminal hydrolase calypso
Exons: 11
Coding region: 263-2344 (693 amino acids)
Biological process (GO): protein deubiquitination; ubiquitin-dependent protein catabolic process
Cellular component (GO): cytoplasm
Molecular function (GO): cysteine-type deubiquitinase activity
Source: RefSeq, a predicted model, not a curated record